Messenger RNA from Lycium barbarum (goji berry), 2056 nucleotides. Its product is annotated as amidophosphoribosyltransferase, chloroplastic-like. Lineage: Eukaryota; Viridiplantae; Streptophyta; Magnoliopsida; Solanales; Solanaceae. Gene Ontology annotation, biological process: purine nucleobase biosynthetic process; purine nucleotide biosynthetic process. The record is from RefSeq and is a predicted model, not a curated record. Gene Ontology annotation, molecular function: amidophosphoribosyltransferase activity. The coding region runs from base 106 to 1830 and encodes 574 amino acids. Gene Ontology annotation, cellular component: cytoplasm. The transcript has a single exon.
CCCUUAUUCAUUCCUCAGACUAAUAAUAAAAGGACCAAGACCUAAAGCAGCUUCUUUGGCUAUUCACACAGCCCUCUUUUCUCUCUGUUUUGACACACACCACCAAUGGCCGCCACCUUCUCCACCGCCGUCAGUAAAUCUCAUCUUUCACCGGCGUUUGACAAACCCUUUUGUUCCCCUUCUCAAAAGCUCUUAUCUUUAGCCUCUAAAACCCUCCCUAAACCCUACCACCACCACCACCACCACCCUAGAAUCACCGCCUCCAAAAACCCCUUAACCGACAUCGUUUCAUCUUCCAAACCCGACCCGAAUACUUCUUUCAAUUCCUAUUUCGAUGAUGACGAUAAACCCCGUGAAGAAUGUGGUGUUGUUGGUAUCUAUGGCGACUCUGAAGCUUCUAGACUCUGCUAUUUAGCCCUCCACGCGCUUCAACACCGUGGUCAAGAAGGCGCUGGCAUUGUUUGCGUGAACGACAACGUUUUGAAGUCGAUUACUGGUGUUGGGUUGGUUUCUGACGUGUUUAACGAGUCUAAACUUGACCAGCUUCCAGGUGAUUUGGCGAUUGGACAUGUAAGGUAUUCUACUGCUGGUGCUUCUAUGUUAAAAAAUGUUCAACCUUUUGUUGCUAGUUAUAGAUUUGGUUCUGUUGGUGUUGCUCAUAAUGGCAAUUUAGUAAAUUAUAAACAACUUAGGGGUGAAUUAGAGGAGAAUGGUUCUAUUUUUAAUACUAGUAGUGAUACUGAGGUGGUUUUACAUCUUAUUGCUAUAUCAAAGGCAAGGCCUUUUUUGUUAAGGAUUGUUGAAGCUUGUGAAAAGAUUGAAGGUGCUUAUUCUAUGGUGUUUGCUACUGAGGAUAAGGUAGUUGCUGUUAGGGAUCCUUAUGGUUUUAGGCCAUUAGUUAUGGGUAGGAGGAGUAAUGGUGCUGUUGUUUUUGCGUCGGAAACGUGUGCUUUGGAUCUGAUUGAGGCUGCUUAUGAAAGGGAAGUUCUUCCUGGUGAAGUAGUUGUGGUUGAUAAAGAAGGGGUUCAAUCUAUUUGUUUGAUGCCUCAUCCUGAGCCUAAAUCUUGUAUCUUUGAGCAUAUUUACUUUGCGCUUCCUAAUUCCAUAGUCUACGGGAGGUCUGUGUACGAGUCUAGGCGUGCGUUCGGGGAAAUUCUAGCAACAGAAGCACCUGUAGAUUGCGAUGUGGUGAUCGCGGUUCCCGAUUCGGGUGUUGUGGCGGCGCUUGGUUAUGCUGCUAAAGCGGGUGUACCGUUUCAACAAGGUUUGAUUAGGUCACACUAUGUUGGUCGGACAUUUAUCGAGCCAUCGCAAAAGAUUAGGGAUUUCGGGGUGAAACUUAAGUUGUCGCCGGUCAGGGCAGUUUUGGAAGGGAAAAGAGUUGUGGUUGUGGAUGAUUCGAUCGUUAGAGGGACUACGAGUUCCAAGAUUGUGAGGUUGUUAAAGGAGGCGGGUGCAAAAGAGGUUCACAUGAGGAUUGCAAGCCCUCCAAUUAUAGCUUCGUGUUAUUAUGGAGUGGACACUCCGAGUUCGGAGGAGUUGAUAUCUAAUAGGAUGAGUGUGGAGGGGAUUAGGGAGUAUAUUGGAUCGGAUUCGCUAGCCUUUCUGCCAAUCGAGAGCUUGAAUAAGUUGUUGGGGAAAGAUUCAAACAGCUUUUGUUACGCUUGCUUUUCAGGGAAGUAUCCGGUUGAGCCCACGGGUAAAGUUAAAAGGAUUGGGGACUUUAUGGAUGAUGGAUUAAGUGGGGAUAUGGACUCCAUUGAUGGUGGUUGGCUACCAGGAAGUAGUAAGGUUCAGAAGACUAUCUUGAAUGAAGUUAGAACCAGCUAAAUUUUCCAUGUUGCUUUUAAGUUUUGCUUUGGAUUUUUAGUGCUUAACUAUAGAAAAUUAAAUGCUUUUUAAGUCUUCUCUUCUUCCCCCUCUAAGUCAUGCUGCUCUGUACCCUUCUAUUUGGGAUGUCACAUCAGAGUUUGCAGAUCUUUUCUUCCUUUUCCUUUUUGUCUCUCAUCUAUUUAUUUAUGCUAUUAAUAGACAAUAUCCAUAGAUCUGUCUAAAA